This is a messenger RNA of Jaminaea rosea, 1841 nucleotides long. Its product is annotated as TFIID-18kDa-domain-containing protein. The record is from RefSeq and is a predicted model, not a curated record. Gene Ontology annotation, molecular function: transcription coregulator activity; protein heterodimerization activity. Bases 43 to 1761 code for a protein of 572 amino acids. The transcript has 3 exons. NCBI's taxonomy places the organism in Eukaryota, Fungi, Basidiomycota, Exobasidiomycetes, Microstromatales. Gene Ontology annotation, biological process: transcription by RNA polymerase II. Gene Ontology annotation, cellular component: SAGA complex.
CACUUUGUCCACCACCCACGCUUGGCCCUCCUUCAUCAGAAAAUGGCCGACGCUGACGAUAACGACGAUGUUCUCGGCAUGUCGUCCACCUCUGCGGCAGCAUCUGGGAGUGGGAGCUCGCAGUAUCGCUACACGCAGGAAAUUGGGCAGAUGAUGUUCGUCUUUGGCAAGGUCGAGGAUCCUCCUGUCGAGGUGCUGAGAGCAGUCGAGGACAUAGUGCGCAACCAAGUCAUCCAGAUGACGAUGCAAGCUCGUCACAUCUCACUGCUCCGCCACUCACGCACGAUGUCUCCCGAGGACUUCAUCUUUCUCGUACGCUACGACCGAGCCAAAGUGAACCGUCUACGCACCUACCUUUCAUGGAAGGAAGUUCGCAAGAAUGCUAAAGAAGACGGCGGCGGGCCAGGCGACGUCGACCUCAACAACGUCGGAGCAGAUGAUGCGGAUAUGGCCAAGGCGCAAGGCGGCAUCAAUCGCAAGCUGAAGGUCAAGCUUCCAUGGGAGAUCAGCUCGGUAUACACCGACUAUGUCGUGCCUGGUGCAACGAGCAGUACGAUCAGGACCAUCAACGCAGAGGCGACAGCAGCAGCCGAAGAUUCCGACGGCAAAGUAGGAGCUGAUGCAGCGGGGUCCGCCGCCGUAGCUGCUAUGGACGACGAGCUAGACGAAGACGACGAAGAAGCAAUGCGGGACAGUCUCAAGAGACUCAAGGAGGCGGACGAAGCCACCCUGAAGAUGACCCGCGAGGAGUACGAGCACUACGCCGAUUGUCGUACUGCUAGCUUCACCUUCCGCAAGGCUAAGAAGUUUCGCGAGUUCAUCGCAUCCAGCAACUAUCUCGACGUCAAGCCCAACGACGAUAUUGUUGACAUUUUGGGAUUUCUGGCAUUCGAGGUUGUCAGGGAGAUCACGCUUGGCGCGUGCUAUGCGUGGGAGCAGGAGAGGAGGGAGCAGAGGAAGAUGCUGGCGGGGGAGGAGAAGAGGAGACGAUCGUCUGGCGGAGGUGAAAGUGCGGUCAAGAGGCGCAAGACGGGUAGCGAUGGGAGUGAAAGGGGCGCUGGAACCAGUUCGUCAAGGGGACACAAGUCGAGCGAGGCUGAGCAAGCUAGCCGGGACAUCAAGCGUGAGGAUACUGCGCGAUCAGAGCGAGAUACGGACGUGAGGCGGGGCCGAUCUCGCAUUCCCGUCUCACGGCAUUCAUCAUCGUCACCGACGAAGGAAAUGCGCUCCAAGGAGACCAAAGGGAGCCCCGCAAAGGGAAAAGAGAACGAGGGAGAGAAGAAGAAGAAGGAAGAGGAGGAGAAGCCUGAAAUCGACUAUGCAGCACUAUACCCACGAGGUCCCUUUGGAGGGGGCAAUGCCGAGCCUACGUCCUUCUGCGGCCUCUUCGGCUUCGCGCCAGCGAUGGAGGAGUUGCCGAGCGUCAAGGAUAUGAAGCCAGCGCCUCUGCAUCCCCAGCCACCUGCGAGCAAGGAGGGCGAAGCAGAAGCGGGCGCUACUGCGAAGGAGCGCGAAGAGAGCAGCGGCGAAGGUGAAGCCACUGCGAAGAAGCAAGAUAGUCAAGAAGGCGAAGCUAGCGAGGGCGAUGGCCACGCUCACGCCAAUCGCGAGGUUGAAGAAACGCCCAUACUCCUCCUCCACCACGUCCGCGAAGCUUUCGCACGCUUGCAACGGGACAAGACGACGCCUAUGCUCUCCACUGGUACUAGCGUGGGAGGGCCGAUUGGCGGCUUGAGAAAGUCGAGGCAAUUGGUCAUCUGAGGCCGAGCACCCCAGGCUCUCACUCGCUUUUGUUUUAGUGUAGCGAAUCUCAACGCUCUUGUCUGGCGAUCGCUCGAGCC